CUGGCCCCGGCCCGGCCCAGGCCAUGCAAGUCCCUGCCCUGCUCCUGCUCACACUCGUGGCCCUGAUGCCCCCAGCCCAGGCCUGCCCCUCGGAGAUGAACAAGGUCAAGGACCUCCUGGAGGUGAACUGCACAGGGAAGGCUCUCAGCACAGUGCCUGCAGACUUGCCUGCAGACACGGGCAUCCUGCUGCUCAGUGCCAAUCGCCUGGUGUCCCUCUCCACCUCCGCCUUCCUGCCCCUCAGCCAGCUGCAGGACCUUGACCUAUCCAACAACGGGCUGAUGACUCUGCACACCGGGGCCCUGCUGCCAUCCCUCAAGGAGCUCACCCUCUCCCACAAUGCGCUGGAGACCCUGCCCACCCUGCAGGGCCUGCCCGCGCUGACCCGCCUGGCCGUGGCCCACAGCAGCCUGGUGACACUGGCCCCGGGGGCUUUCCGCACUGUGCCACAGUUGCAGGACCUCGACCUGAGAGGGAACCAGCUGCGCACGCUGCCCCAGGAGGCCUUCGCAGGGCUGGGGGCACUCAAGGACUUGGACCUCUCAGACAACCUCCUGGAGGAACUCCCCAAGGAGCUGCUGCAGGAUCUGCAAAAGUUGGAGACCCUCUGGCUCUCAGGGAACCGUCUGCAAACCCUACCCACCAAUUUCUUCCCUGAGGGGCAUCUCUUCAUGUAUGUCUUCCUCACUGAGAACCCCUGGCACUGCGACUGUGACCUGCGCUACCUGCGGAGCUGGAUCCAGCAGAACGAUGGCAGCGUCUAUCAGCCAGAGAGGGGCCUGGAGGAGACAAAGGUGGAGCUUGCCCCCAGGAAGGUGCUGUGCCACAGCCCUGCUGAGCAUCGGCAGAAGCCUGUCAUUGACUUCAAACCCAACUGCGGCAACAUGGGGGAUGCAGAUGAGGGUGGAGAGGAUGACUAUAAUUAUGGGGAAGAAACAAUAGAGAAAACUACCAUGACCACCUUCUCCCCGCAUCCAUCCAUCCCCGAAGAGCACGCUACUGUGUCCCCUGCUGUUACCUGGCCUCUCCUCCGUACCACCAGACCUUCCUUGAGCACCCCUUGUACCUCCACCCUUGCCCCAAGCACUUUGCUUGUGAUGCCCACAAGCACCAGAGACCCCAGCACCACCACUGCUAGACCAUCCAAUCCUACAGUCAUAUUCACACAGACCCCCAGCACUGCCAUUCUCACUGGUACUCUUACCAGCACCCUGCACAGACCCACCACCCUUGUCUCUGCCACCUCACUGUAUACCACUGUGAGCAGCACCCCUCCCACCAAGAGUGGCCUCCCCCAAACCACCCUUGCUGACAGUACUACCUAUGCCACUCUUGUGGCAUCCACUGGCACAUUUCUCAACACCUCCACAGCAGUACCUUUGACUGCCAUGCUGGAGGCCUCUUCCAUUGUUAGAUCUUCAUCUCCUCAUUUGAUGUCAGCCACCACCAUGCUUUCCACUUGUGACCCAACACCACCAGCUCCCCUGGACCCCACACGUUUCACCCAGCCUGCCCGUUCCUCCCCACCUGCACCUCCUCCCCUGUGCCCGUGCUCCAUCCCAGGACAGGCUGCACCCGUGCUGCAUUUGCAGGCAGGUGGGGGGGGUCCACAGUGGGGGCAGUGGCUGCUGAGGCACUGCUGCCUGCUGCACUGGGUGCUCUACCUGUUUUCCUUGGCUCUGCUGGUCCUGACCAUGCUAGCUUUAGCAGGCUGGCUGGCUUGGAUGUGCCUGGUGGGACAACCCUUCUGGCAUCAGUCCCUGAAGACCCAAGACAUGCAGUAUCUGCUGCUGGGGUGGAGGGAGUCAACAGCAAGCCCUGUGAUGCAUCUCAGCAGCUUCAAAAGCCCCCUCCAGCGCCCCACAUUCUGUACCAUCAAGGAAGUAGAGUUAUACCCUGAGGUCACCUACUGCACAAUUAAAGAUCUGGGGAUACAGCGCAGUCCUCCUGCAAGUUCCUCCUUCUGCACCACAAAGGAGCUGUGGGUCCACCAUAGUCCUCCACACCCUUCAGCCAAGCCUUUCUCCAGGAACCUGAUGGUCACAGACCUCAGCUUCCUGAGGACCCUCUCUGCAUACAGCCUGGACAGGGGUGUCGAUGCCAUGGGUGAUGUCAGAGUGAAAUAUGCUGGCAACACCUUGUAAAUACUUCUGUAUGCUCAGAGAAAGAGAUGGAGGGUUGUGGCUCUGCUUCAUGCAUGCUUGUUUUACAUGGGAAAGAUCUGCUUGCCCAGAGAAAGCUAUCCAGCUUCUUCCUCUAGUAUUUUCCACCAGCCUGAGGUUUCUAGAGCUAAAAUAAUUACUUGGGUAUUUGACAGGGGAAGAUAAUGUCCUAAAUUGGUCAGUGAUAUUUUGGGGCUGCCAAUGCCUGGUUUCAGGAUGAGGAAGGGCAAGCAGAGCUUCUGUUGUGCUCUGUGUCCCAACUGCUUCUGUUCAAAUGAUGCAUGCAAAGAUGUGCUAAGCUUUCCACUCAGUGCCAUGUUCUUAAUCACAUAAUAAAUAUUGU
Myiozetetes cayanensis is the source of this 2505-nucleotide messenger RNA. It is a transcript of the gene GP1BA, whose product is annotated as glycoprotein Ib platelet subunit alpha. Gene Ontology annotation, molecular function: protein binding. The coding region runs from base 24 to 2144 and encodes 706 amino acids. The transcript has 2 exons. Lineage: Eukaryota; Metazoa; Chordata; Aves; Passeriformes; Tyrannidae. The record is from RefSeq and is a predicted model, not a curated record.